GCGGUGCUCUCCCUCCUCCUCCUCCUCCUGAGUAUUCCUGGCGGGCAGCGAUGGGCAAGCAGAAGAGACGCAACGCCUUCUUCUACUUUAUGAUGGCCAAGAAACCCGAGGUGGAGAAGCGGCUCAAGAGAAAGAUGGAGAUGGCCAAGCCGGUGACGGCGGAGUGGCAGGCACUCCCGGAGGAACAGUGGAAGAAGUACCAGCUGAUGACCGGAGAAAGCAGGGAGAGGCUGGACUGCCGAGGGGUGCCGCUGCGGUGCCUGGACGAGGCGGCCCAGGAGAAAAAGCACCAGGCUGAGGAGAUGAAGAGGGACAAUGCUGACUUGGUGGACAUGUCCCGGAUGUGCAAUGCGCUGCACCAGGCCAGCUUCAUCCUAGUCAGCACAAGCUAUUAUACCCACACUGACCACGGCCACUAUGUCACCGCUGAGCUGAGUCUGCUGCGCUUCAGCCAAAGGAACGGAAUCAUGAAGUUGUUUCACUGUGUUGUUGCGCCCAUCGUGCUGCCUCGGCCAGGAAGCACUCGCUGGAGACUCACACGCUGCUGGGUGACUCGGAGGGCUUGGGGAACAGCCUUGAGGAAACUGCCAAGAAUCUGAAGCAGCUCUUGUCCAAGGUGAGGUGUUAGUGACGGGGUGCAGGUCUCCCAUAGUUCCCAGUGCAGAGAAACGGUUUGAGGAGCCCAAAAAAGGUUGCGUUGAGGAGUACAAGGCAUAGGGUCCCCCUAACAUGAGACAGGUACUGAAGAAAU
Molecule: messenger RNA, 751 nt
Organism: Eriocheir sinensis (Chinese mitten crab)
Lineage: Eukaryota; Metazoa; Arthropoda; Malacostraca; Decapoda; Varunidae
Product: protein maelstrom homolog
Exons: 4
Coding region: 51-599 (182 amino acids)
Biological process (GO): male meiotic nuclear division; negative regulation of DNA-templated transcription; spermatogenesis
Cellular component (GO): P granule; nucleus
Molecular function (GO): sequence-specific DNA binding
Source: RefSeq, a predicted model, not a curated record